AUGAUAAAACAGGUGAUAAUUGGGGUUGUGUGUGGUGCUGCCGUACUGACUGUAGGCAUCCUAAUUGGUCACUUUGGUAUUGCCAAGAGCGGCACCUCUGCACCAUUGUGGCUGGAAGAUGUGGCGAAGGAUGUGGAUGAGAGCCUCAUUGAGAAGUUCAUGUCGGAGGUGGACAACAUCCAGAUUCAGGAAAAUCUCAGGAGCCUGACAAAAGUGCCCCAUAUGGCUACCACAGCUGGAGAUGAGGAGACUGUACAGAUAAUGCUUAAGAGAUGGCAAGACCCUGAAACUGGACUAGACAAGGCCUGGAGAGAGGAGUACUGGGUCUACCUGUCCUUCCCUGACAAAAAUAACCCUAAUACAGUCACUGUAGUGAGCCCAGACGAUACGGUGCUGCACACAAUAAGAGAAAAAGAAAAGCCUUACACUCCGGACCAAAGUGAUCCAGAGGUGGUUCAGCCGUACGCAGCAUACUCCCCUGCAGGACAUGUAAAGGGGAAAUUGGUUUAUGCCAAUCAGGGGAAGCCAAGUGACUACAGUGAACUGAACAAGACAGUGGACCUCAGAGGAACUAUUGCUAUCACCAAAUAUGGCGGAGCAGGAAGAUCGGCUAAAGCCAUCAAUGCAGCACCAUAUGGCGUCGUUGGAGUGCUUGUCUAUACAGAUCCUUUGGACAUGAACGAUGGUCUCAUGUCAGACGCCAAUGAGACGUAUCCUCACUCCUGGUACAUGCCACCCACUGGCGUGGAAAGAGGUUCCUACAGCAUUGACUUUGGAGACUUGCUGACACCUCACUUGGCUGCCAAAGAGGAAACAUACAGAAUCAAUGCCACAGACAUUACAGGCAUUCCUCCUAUUCCAACUCAACCAAUCGGAUUUGAGGACGCCUAUCGAUUAAUCUGUGAGUUGGGAGGAGAACCAGCUCCAGAUGCAUGGCAAGGAGGAUUCAACUGUACCUACAAUUUUGGUGGUCCAGGGUUCAAACCUACAUCCAGUUUCAGCAACAGUGAUGUCAAACUGGACAUCUACAACUAUGAAGAGGUGAAACCCUCCUCUAAUGUAAUGGGUUUUAUCAGAGGAAGCGUGGAGCCAGACAGGUAUGUGAUAUAUGGCAACCACAGGGACAGUUGGGUUCAUGGCGCGAUAGAUCCAAGCAGCGGCACAUCAGUCAUGCUGGAAAUUACCAGGGUGCUGGGCAAGAUGGUCAAACAGGGCACCUGGAGGCCUCGUAGGUCCAUUAUUUUUGGAAGCUGGGGAGCUGAGGAGUUUGGCCUUAUUGGGUCCGCAGAAUACACAGAGCAAUACUUUGCAGCACUCAGUGAACGAAGUGUUGCUUACAUAAACGUGGACAUUGCAGUCUUUGCUAAUGCUACUCUCGGAGCUUCAGGCAUGCCAUCAGUGCAGAAUGUCAUCUUUAAAGCUGCAAAACAGGUCAAAGCACCUGGCCACGAAAAAUCUGUGUAUGACAACUGGUUAGAGUACACAAACAAAAUCAGCCCCACCCAUGGAUUAAUUCCCAGGAUGGGAUAUCUGACAGGAGCAGGGAGUGAUUAUGCUCCCUUCAGCCAUUAUCUAGGAAUCACCUCCAUGGACAUGUCAUACACAUAUGACAAGACUAAAACAAAUGCUCGGAUUUAUCCUGCAUAUCACACAGCAUAUGACACUUUUGACUAUGCUUCAAAGUACAUUGAUCCUGGAUUUCUCAGUCAUCAAGCUGUAGCAAGGACUGCAGGAAAUGUCCUGAUCCGACUGGCUGAUAGCUUGAUCCUGCCAUUAAACUGCGCUGACUAUGCUGAAAGUCUGGAGGAAUACCUCAGCACUGCUUUGAACCUAUAUGAGCAGAAACUUAAAACUAUGGAUAUUUCAAUGGAACCCCUAAAACAUGCAGUGACCAGCUUUCGUGCUGCAGUUUCUAAUUUGGAGAAGGUGAUUCAAAGUCCAGACCUGGCGAAUGAAACGCCGCUUAAGGUCAGAUGGAUCAAUGACCAACUCAUGCUUCUGGAUCGAGCUUUCUUGGACCCUCUGGCUUUCCCAGAUAAAUAUGGAUUUAGGCAUGUUAUCUGGGCCUCAAGCAGUGCUGGCAAACAAACCUUCCCAGGUUUAGCUGAUGCCUAUGCUAAUGCUGAGUCAUCAGGGCAGGCCAGCGACUGGGACAAAGUUCACUACCACCUGUCAGUAUUAAGCCAAGCCAUACUGGGUGCUGCCAGCACACUGACUGAUGACAUGCAGACUCAAACUUGGAGGAAGUAA
Pelmatolapia mariae (spotted tilapia) is the source of this 2250-nucleotide messenger RNA. RefSeq names its product N-acetylated alpha-linked acidic dipeptidase like 1 (gene naaladl1). The record is from RefSeq and is a predicted model, not a curated record. The transcript is spliced from 19 exons. Gene Ontology annotation, molecular function: carboxypeptidase activity. Bases 1 to 2250 code for a protein of 749 amino acids. NCBI's taxonomy places the organism in Eukaryota, Metazoa, Chordata, Actinopteri, Cichliformes, Cichlidae.